Messenger RNA from Saccostrea echinata, 1571 nucleotides. RefSeq names its product sphingosine 1-phosphate receptor 2-like. Gene Ontology annotation, cellular component: membrane. Lineage: Eukaryota; Metazoa; Mollusca; Bivalvia; Ostreida; Ostreidae. The record is from RefSeq and is a predicted model, not a curated record. The transcript is spliced from 2 exons. Gene Ontology annotation, molecular function: G protein-coupled receptor activity. The coding region runs from base 22 to 1548 and encodes 508 amino acids. Gene Ontology annotation, biological process: G protein-coupled receptor signaling pathway.
AAUAUACUACAGGUAAUUAAAAUGGGUGACUGCAACUUUAACUCCACCGAAGUUAAUUUCCCAAAAGCAACCUCUGAUCUGGAAAGCGUCACAAAAUGGUUACGAUUCUGCAAGGCCGCUUAUGUAGACAAAUGUGACAUGUACCACCUCCGUCCACGUCUCUCUAACCUGUCCUUCUUCUUCAGCGAGGCCACAGAGGAGGAUUGUCUGAACACCAAGCAGUUAACGGCUUACUGUAUCUCCAUGAUCCUAAGUGUUCUCAUCAUUCUCGCAAACAGUGUCAUCCUCGCAGCCUUUGUGUAUGGCCGAAAUCGUCUGCUGAAGAGCUCCAAUAUUCCGAUCAUCAGUCUAGCACUCUCUGACCUGCUGACUGGGAUCACCUUUCUUUAUACCUCUACUUGGAAUCUCAUCAUUCUUGAUGCUGGCUAUGACUUUGAUUUGAUGAAGAUUCAAUACUAUACAAGCAUGCGUGCCAACUACUACCUCUGUUUAACACUGGAUGGACCUGGCUUUGUUUUUGCUUGCAUGAUGUCCUCUGUUUUAAGUCUGGCCGUCAUUGCAUCAGAUCGCUAUCUGGCAAUUUUUCACUCUUAUCGCUAUCACUUCUGGAUCACUACCCCAAGAAUGGUGAUAGCAGUCAUAAUUAUCUGGGUUAUAUCCUUAAUAGUAAGUGUUCUUCCUUUGCUGGGUUGGAACAAUUGGAGCGGUACCUGUCAGCUGACUGAUGUUAUGGAUUAUGACUAUCUGGUGCUAUGGAGCUCCAUUUGCUUCAUUUGUGGAUUUCUCAUUCUCUUCAUAUAUCUGAGGAUAUUUAUAAUCGCCCGGAAACACAGUCGUCAGAUUCAGGCACAGGUCUCCUCUACAACUAACACUAGUGAAACCGUUCCACCAGAACCAAGGGUGAGCAGAGAUUUCACAACUAUGAAGCCUAGAAACAAUACCUCUAGUUCUCUUACAAGUUCCAAAUCCACAGUGGAUUAUCUAGAAGACAGUGGUUGUCAUGAUGUUACAGAGAUGCAUAAUAUGUCCACACAAGAAUCAAACGCCUUAGAGCCACAGAACAAAGAGGAUAAUGACAGGAAAGAAGAUGCAGGCAAUAAAGGAGCUGCAGCAAGUGUGGCUCCAAGCACAAGCCAGGAAGACAGUAAAAAUAAAGAUAUCAAUCAGACUGGUGAAUCAGAAAGCACGACCACAGGGACAAAGCAGGGGAAGAAGAGAUCAAGUGGUGCAACAGUGGUCUUCAUGACCGAGAACAAAAAUUCAUCAAAAUUGUCGAAAAAGCAAACCGACAAAAAGGGAUUUCAGAAGCCGACCAUGAAAGCUGUACGAACCACAGCCAUGAUCUUGGGGGCUUUCUACAUAUGCUGGACACCGCUGUUGGUGUACCUUCUACUGAAGGUUCAUGACCAGUUCCACAACCUUACACUGUAUUAUUUAUUUGUAGUGACGCAGCUUAACUCUCUGUUUAACCCCAUUGUGUAUGGAUUCCGACAGAUGGAUAUAAAAACUACACUCCGCAGGAUGAGAACAUGUCAAAAGGCAUAUUAAAUCUUAGAACUUUAACAAUCUGA